Messenger RNA from Tripterygium wilfordii, 1160 nucleotides. Its product is annotated as vesicle-associated protein 1-2-like. Gene Ontology annotation, biological process: endoplasmic reticulum membrane organization. The record is from RefSeq and is a predicted model, not a curated record. Gene Ontology annotation, cellular component: endoplasmic reticulum membrane; plasma membrane. Lineage: Eukaryota; Viridiplantae; Streptophyta; Magnoliopsida; Celastrales; Celastraceae. The coding region runs from base 216 to 941 and encodes 241 amino acids. The transcript has 8 exons.
CCAUAACGCCCCUAACUGGAAUCGAAUCAACUGUACCGGGCACAUUUGCCCCAACCCCGAAAUCAAAGAAAGACAAAUCUUUCUGUCCCACGUUUUGUCUCUCUGGAAUCACUAUCUCCGAAUCUUCGAUCUCUCAGUCGCCGGAGAAUCGAGUCCCUCGUUUGAGUUGGUGCUCGUUGACGUCGGUGGCAGGUUCUCUCGUGGUUCGAAUCGGGAUGAGUACUGGCGACCUUCUGAAUAUCGAGCCACAAGAGCUCCAAUUCCCAUUUGAAUUAAGGAAGCAGAUCUCGUGUUCUCUACAGCUGUUGAAUAAGACCGACAAUUAUGUGGCUUUCAAGGUUAAAACGACCAAUCCAAAGAAGUAUUGUGUUAGACCGAACACUGGAAUUGUAUUGCCGAGGUCUGCAUGUGAUGUUGUAGUUACGAUGCAAGCGCAAAAGGAGGCGCCUUCUGAUAUGCAAUGCAAGGACAAAUUCCUGCUUCAGAGUGCAGUGGCAAGUCCUGGAGCCACCGUGAAGGAUAUUACUCCAGAGAUGUUCAAUAAGGAGACAGGGAAUCAGGUUGAAGAGUGCAAAUUGAGGGUUCUUUAUGUUGCUCCGCCUCGGCCGCCAUCGCCUGUACAAGAAGGAUCUGAGGAAGGCUCUUCUCCAAGGGCUUCGGUGUCAGACAAUGGGAAUUUGAAUGCUUCUGAAUAUACGGCUGUUUCACGAUCUCAUGCUGAUAGACUCGAGCCACAAGAUCACUCAUCAGAGGCAAGGGCUCUUAUUUCAAAACUGACUGAGGAGAAAAAUUCUACGAUCCAGCAAAACAGCAAACUUCAGCAAGAGUUGGAGCUCUUGAGGCGUGAAGCAAGCAGAAGCCGUGGUGGUAUCCCAAUUAUGUAUGUUGUUAUUAUUGGGUUGAUUGGCAUCAUCCUGGGUUACCUCUUGAAGAAGGCAUGAUCGGCGGAGUUGCCUUAAAAAUACUUCUCUAAGUUUCCCUUGCAGGGGAAAAUUUAAAUGUAAAAACGACACAGUGAUUGUGUGGCUAAUUAUCUUUUCUUCAUUUGAGUUUGUUAUUGCUCUGUAUUCAAUCUAGUAGAACAUUUUAAUUGCCGACUGCUCGGACCGUGGGGACCUAAUUUUAUUCUCAGGUAUUGCAGCAGAGACUUGCUUUAACUA